AGCUCAGUAAGGCAAGGAGAGAGAGAGGAAUGGAGGGGACCAGGCUGGGCAGGGUGCUACCUGUCAGGCUUCUGGUCAUCUCUGUCUUUUACUGCAAUCUCUACUUGACCACUGCUUCGCACUGGAGCAAAGCCCUCUACCCAUCUGCAUACAGAGUGAAGAGAGGGACGCCAGCUUUCAUCAACCCCACCUUCCAGAAGUCUGUAAAGGACAUCAACUUGCUGUACGAGAUCCUGAUAUCUGGUCUUCACCUGGAGGAGGAGGAGGGUUUCUUCAGUGAGGUGGAUAAGGAGCUGGCCUCUCUGCGUCGAGUCCAGACGCUUGAGGUCAUCUGCAAGGACGUGCUUCCCAGGAAGCUGUCAGAGAUCCGGCGCCUGAUCGCUGAGCUGAAGCAUCGCAGCGGCCCUCUCCGUCGGGAGGAUUUCGAACGCACCGUGCUGACCAUGGUCUACGCAGUGCAGAAGCUCACGCACACGCCAGCAGGCUACCAGAGAGACAUGUGGGCCGAGGCCCUGCUGGACCUGGAGCAAGCGGUCAGACAAGACCUCUCACUCAGGUGAGGAGGUCUCUGGAGCUGUAUGGUCAGCAUGCCUCGGGCAGAACAACAUGCCAGUGGAGUCCUGUCCAUCUCUAGCACUCAACAGCUGGGCUGAGCUUUUGGAAUGCCCUCUGAGCCUGUGACAGCAGAAUUGCGGCAAGUUAAACAAGCACAGGUGCUCCAAGUGCACCAAAUAUUUUUUGUCAACUGUAAAUACUUUACCUAAGAUGGCUUAAAACCAGUGUAGCUGUGACUGACCAUGGCAUUUUACACACAAAAGAUGGUACCUUAACUGUAUCUGUAACUGCAAAUACUGCAAAACUGGUUUGUGCUGUAUCAUAAUAGUUUUAAUGUGUAUUAAAUUGCUUUAUUGUUAAA
This is a messenger RNA of Alosa sapidissima (American shad), 916 nucleotides long. Its product is annotated as protein FAM180A. The transcript is spliced from 3 exons. Bases 30 to 560 code for a protein of 176 amino acids. The record is from RefSeq and is a predicted model, not a curated record. Lineage: Eukaryota; Metazoa; Chordata; Actinopteri; Clupeiformes; Clupeidae.